Balaenoptera ricei (Rice's whale) is the source of this 819-nucleotide messenger RNA. RefSeq names its product PTTG1IP family member 2 (gene PTTG1IP2). The record is from RefSeq and is a predicted model, not a curated record. The coding region runs from base 1 to 819 and encodes 272 amino acids. The transcript has 7 exons. NCBI's taxonomy places the organism in Eukaryota, Metazoa, Chordata, Mammalia, Artiodactyla, Balaenopteridae.
AUGUGCCGGCCGCAGUCGUGGAGCCAAAUCCUCCUGCCAGUAUUCUUCUCCCUCUUUCUCGUCCAACUGUUUAUCAGCUUCUCAGAGAAUAGUUUUUCCCAAGUCUCCAGACACAAGAACAAGCACAGACCAAAAUCUAUGGAUGACGCAUGUACUGUAUGGAAAAAUUGUCAAUUGUGCACAGAAAAUAACAAAUGUUUUUGGUGCAGUGAAGAAAGGGCUUGCAGAAAAAUUUGUUUUCCAUAUUUCGGGUGUCAUUUCAGUUCUAUAUUUUGGUUGAACUGUCGCGUUGACAUGUUUGGAUUCCUGAUGCUUCUACUCAUUGCAAUAUUGAUUAUAGUGUUCAUUUGUCAAUGCCUCAUCUAUCAAUAUUACCUGCAGCCAACUCAAGUCUAUAUUGCUGGAAGACCACACACAAUUUACAUUCCUCGUGGGACUGCUCCUGUUUACACUGAGCUUCACAAAUUUAUGUACUUGGUUAACGGUAUCUGCGUUCCUCCACCCAAGGCCACAAUUCCUGAUGGUGGCCCUUUUCUACAGCUACAGGUCUCCCUGGGUGCCCAGAGCUGGUCCCUCUCCCUUGCUCCUUCAAGCCUGCGGCUGGCAGCACCUGACACUCUUGCCAGUCCUGUGCAGGCUCUCGCACCUCGUCCCCGCCCCGCCCCCGCCCCGCCUUCGCCCGCGCCACCCCCACAGCCGGCCGCCGGCCGCUCUUUUCUCGGUUACAAAGGAGGGAAAAUGAGCCGGGCGGCGGCGGCGGCGACGCGGCGCAAGGCCACCACAGCGGCGGCGAUCCCGGGCGCCCCCGGCACCACGUAG